Mercurialis annua (annual mercury) is the source of this 548-nucleotide messenger RNA. RefSeq lists its product as uncharacterized. The transcript is spliced from 3 exons. The record is from RefSeq and is a predicted model, not a curated record. Gene Ontology annotation, cellular component: mitochondrion. The coding region runs from base 67 to 333 and encodes 88 amino acids. Gene Ontology annotation, molecular function: ATPase inhibitor activity. Lineage: Eukaryota; Viridiplantae; Streptophyta; Magnoliopsida; Malpighiales; Euphorbiaceae. Gene Ontology annotation, biological process: negative regulation of ATP-dependent activity.
UUUAAAACGCAAAUCGUAACUUUAUAAAACGCUAGAAAACCGGUUUUCUAAAACAAAGACGUAAAAAUGGCAACAACAAGGUUUUCGCUGAGCCGACUCGGUGGUAUUAGUAGCUCAAUGUUUUCAACUCGUGGUGGAUCAACCGCUACUCGCUAUUUCAGCGACGGCAAGGGCCGUGUUCUUAGCGAGGAGGAACGCGCUGCUGAAAACGUCUAUAUUCAGAGAAUGGAGAGGGAGAAGCUGGAGAAGCUGAAGCAGAAGGCUGAGAAAGAGAAGGCUGAGAAAUACAAAGAGAGCACCCAGAAGAAACCUAAAGAGAGCCACAAGGGUUAAGACCGUCUUCUAGAUGACGACGAACAUGCUACUUUACCCGAAAUAAAGAUGUGACUGUUUAAAUGUUGUGAGAUAUGGUGGCUGUAUUUUGUAUAUAGUGUUGAUGUUGAAAAUGUGUGGUUCACUGCAGUAAGGGAUAAGUGUGUUGAUGUGUACGGUUUAACUGUUAAAAUGUUCCUUUUUGCAUCUUGAAAUAAUAUCCACUUUCCCCGCCA